Molecule: messenger RNA, 1524 nt
Organism: Aspergillus candidus
Lineage: Eukaryota; Fungi; Ascomycota; Eurotiomycetes; Eurotiales; Aspergillaceae
Product: sugar porter family MFS transporter
Exons: 3
Coding region: 1-1524 (507 amino acids)
Biological process (GO): transmembrane transport; carbohydrate transport
Cellular component (GO): membrane
Molecular function (GO): carbohydrate:proton symporter activity
Source: RefSeq, a predicted model, not a curated record
AUGCAUCUCUGGAAACAUGAAUUCCGCGGCAAGGUGUUGAUAGCUGCCAUUACGAUGGCAUCAUGCCAGGCGUUCUUGUUGCUAGGAUUCGAUCAGGGCGUUAUGGCAGGAAUCGUUGGCGCGGAAAAUCGAUUCGGACAAGACUUCAACAAUCCCGACCCUGCAAUGCAAGGAAAUAUCACGGCACUGUACGAUAUCGGAUGCGUGGUGGGGUCAAUCCUGUGUUACUUUGUUGGGGAGCGAUACGGGCGACGGUCGAUGCUCAUGGCCGGAGGAUCAAUCAUGGUUAUCGGAACUAUAAUUCUGGCAUCGUCCGACACGGUGGCGCAGCUUAUUACAGGACGAAUCGUGACUGGCAUUGGCAAUGGGAUGAACUCUUCCACGGCCCCGGUGUACCAGAGCGAGUGCUCGCCGGCGUCGUGUCGAGGCGCGUUGUUGACAACCCAGGGGACGGUGACCAUCCUCGGUGUGGUCAUUGCGUACUGGAUGGACUACGGCACGAGUUUCAGCUCUUCCUCGUUUCAGUGGCGCUUUCCGCUCGCCUUCCAAGCGGUCUUUGCCAUUCUAUUAAUCCUCCAAAUAAUUGGCCUCCCCGAGACGCCCCGCUGGCUCGUCCAGCACGACCGGCACGAGGACGCCCGCGCGGUGGUGGCGGCAAUCGAGAACCGCGCCGCCAGCGACCCCGAAGUCAGCAAGACCAUCCUUGAUAUUCAAACAGCGAUAGAAGAGGAGCAACGAGAGGGACCGUUCAGCUUCUUGGAGCUAUUCACCUGGGGGAAGACGCAGAACCUGCGCCGCCUGCUGAUAACCAUCUCCAUAGAGCUAGGACAGCAAUUCACAGGGUCCAACAUGAUCAACUACUACGGACCAGUGAUGUUCCAGACCACGAUGGGCAUGAGUCGUGACCUAUCAAUGAUCCUGGGCGGUUGCAUCCAAUGCACAUAUCUCGUGGGGUCAGCGAUUCCGGUAUUCUUGAUGGACCGGUUCGGGCGACGUACUCUGCUAAUGGUGUGUUCCGCCGGCCUGUGUCUCUGCUUCGUGAUGGUCAGUAUCUUGCUCUCUCUGAACCGGAGGGACUGCGCCUACGGGGCGACGGCAUUCAUCUUCGUGUUCCAGCUGUUCUACGGCAUCGGGUGGCUGCCAGUGCCAUGGUUCUAUCCGGCAGAGCUAAACACGACGCGGGUGCGCACGCGGAUGCAAGCCAUGGCUUCGGGGUGGAACUGGAUGGCGGUGUUUGCUGUGGUAAAGAUUACGCCGAUCGCGUUUGAUAAUAUUGGGUGGAAGACGUUUGUGAUCUUUGCGGUGCUGAAUGCUGUGUUUAUUCCAAUGGUUUACUUCUUCUACCCUGAGACGAAAGGUCUUGAGUUGGAGGAUAUCCCCAUGCUAUUUAGCAAGGGGGGGUUUACAGGCGGGGUGUUCACUUCCAAGGGAGGGAGAACCGUCAUGCCAGGACAGCACGCGCAGGAGAGAGAUGUUGAGGCGAAGGUGGAUGGUAUGGUGCACCAGGUGGAGGAAGUCAAGUAG